AUGCUAAAACGUCAACAAUUGACUCGUACGCGCGCUCACAUCUCGACGUUGAAUUCGACAGAGAAUUUCGACUUUGUUCACGUGUGGUCAUCGCGAAAAGAUAUUAAAAAGCUACGUGUUGCUUUUGUAUACCAAUGGCUUAUUGGAUAUGUUCCACUUUGGUUACUCAUAUUUGUAAUGUGUGCGUUUUAUCUAGGUGCUGGACAUAAUCCGAGCAGAUACACAGGCAACAUCGAUGUUGACGUGGUUGACUUCGAUGGUCAACAAGCAGGUAGCUUUUUUCUUGAUGCUUUUCGCACAACACCACCUGGAAAUUUGACUUUACACUGGCGAUACAAGUAUCCUGAUGAUUAUGGUAAUAGUGUUCGUCAAACUCAGCAAGCUGUCGAGGAUGGACAAGUUUGGGCCAUUGUCGUACUUCUACCAAACACAACAUCAAUUAUUAAUAAAUCUGUACUCGCUCUUAUCAAUUCGACAACAUUAGUUACCUAUCCAUUUGUUAACACGCUGCCAGUGCUUGUUACCUAUGAAGAAGGACGAAAUUCGUUUACUCAAAAUAGUUUUGUAUUACCACCUAUUCGUGCAGCUAUUGCAGUAGCGAGCAAUCGAUAUACUAACACACUACGUGCAUCAAUUAUUUCCAAUUUAUCUUUAACGUCUAACUCAAAUACUAAUCGAACAUUGCAAUUACAGAAUACGCUACGUCUUCAAUCUCUUCUUGCCAAUCCAUUUGUUGCAGAAUACAAUAAUCUUCAUCCCGCUCUUCCUUUCAUGGGUCAAUUCGCUACAACAAUCGGCUACAUUUAUUUCUUUUUAGUGACAACGAUUAUGGUUGGCUCGGUCAUUGGUGGCUUAAAACCUUUCAUGGGUAAAAUUCAUUACAUCGAUAUAAUCUUAUAUCGUGCCUUCAAUGGUAUAUUUCAAUCGCUAAUGGUUUCUUUAAUCUAUUCUCUUGUUGUUCUUUGGCUAUUCCACAUCACAUCGGGUCGUCAGUUUAUGCGAUAUUGGAUGUUCAAUUGGUUAUGUACUACCUUAUUGACUGUCAUGGUCGCUUUUUUUCUAACAAAUUUUGGCGUAUUUUCCAAUCUUUUUCUUGUGGCUAUUGUUAUUAUUAUGGUGUCAGCUGCUACCAUUCAAAUAUCACUUGAGCUUUCACCACGAUUCUUUCGCUAUGGAUACGCAACACCAUUGUAUCAGGCAAUGAAUGGUGGUCGGCAUCUUCUGUUUAAUUCACAUUCUCGUUUCGGAAUCAAUGUUGGAGUUUUAGUUAUUUAUCUUGGUGUGUUGAUUAUAUUGACCAUGUUGACUGUUAUAUUCUGGGUUAAAAGACAGCAACGAAAUAUACAAAAAGAAAAGAAUACGAAUAAUACUAUGCAUAAAAAGUAA
Messenger RNA from Rotaria socialis, 1386 nucleotides. Lineage: Eukaryota; Metazoa; Rotifera; Eurotatoria; Philodinida; Philodinidae. The record is from the annotation of a GenBank genome assembly.